AUGUCCUUCCCUCACGCGACGGGCCCGAAAGAACAGGAGAUCGGAUUCCAGAAUUGGGUACGAGAGCGCUCUGUCUCCGACCCUACGCCACAGGCCAUCGCCUUCCCCCCUCGAACGCUCACUCCUCAGCGUGAAAUGCACGCUGGAGAGCCAGUCAACCAUGACAUUCGCAACGUCGAGUUCAUCGCUUCUCUGCAGUAA
Coprinopsis cinerea okayama7#130 is the source of this 201-nucleotide messenger RNA. RefSeq lists its product as hypothetical. The transcript is spliced from 3 exons. The record is from RefSeq and is a predicted model, not a curated record. NCBI's taxonomy places the organism in Eukaryota, Fungi, Basidiomycota, Agaricomycetes, Agaricales, Psathyrellaceae. Bases 1 to 201 code for a protein of 66 amino acids.